CAAAUCAAAACAGAGCCAGACCCCACCCGAAGAAACGCCGGCGAAGAAGGGGGGAGCCCAAGGGGAGCGCGGCUCGCCAAUCCGAUCUCUCAUGGAGCCCCGGGCGCCGGGCAGGGGCGAGGAGGACGCAGAGCCUCUCUACCUCGCGGCCGAGGCCGGAGGCAACGGGACGGCGGCGGCCUUCCCGGUGGCGGUUGACGCGAUGGGGUCGGUCGAGGCGGGCGGGUCCGGCGUGCCGAAGCCGGAGCCGGUGCCUGUGGAGUUCCUGGGCGGCGGGCUCCAACUCGCCAACCCGCGGCCCGCGCCGCGGUACCGCGACCGGCACACCAAGGUGGAGGGCCGCGGGCGGCGCAUCCGCAUGGCGGCGCCGUGCGCGGCGAGGGUCGCCCGCCUCACGCGCGAGCUACAGCACAAGUCCGACGGCGAGACCAUCCGCUGGCUGCUGCAGCAGUCGGAGCCGGCCAUCAUCGCCGCCACGGGCACGGGCACGGUCCCGGCGAUCGCCGUCACGGGCUCCGACGGCGUGCUCCGCCUCCCCGCCGAGCCGGCCCCCGCCGCGGCCGCCGACGUCGAGCAGCAGGAACCGGCCCCCAAGCGCCGUCGCAAGCUCCAGCCGACGCGCGCCGCGGCGGGGCCCUCGGCACCGGCCCCCGCGGCGUACUACCCCGUCGUCGCCGACCCCCUGCUCCAAGCCAACGGCGGCGGUGCGAUCUCGAUGUCCAGCGGCCUCGCCCCGGCCUCCGCCCCCGCGGCGCCCGCAGGCGCCAUCCCUUUCCUCGCCCUACCGGCGGCCGGCCCCGGCGCGACUGGCGACGGCAAGCAGAUGAUCCCGCCCGCGGCUGUGUGGAUGGUUCCGCAGCAGGCCGGCGCCGCGGGCGCGGCCAACCAGCCGACUCACUAUUGGGCGUUCCCGACCAAUCCCGAACUGUUCAACGUCGCCAACUUCCAGCAGCAGGCGGUGUACGGUGCGGAGCAGCUUGCCGGCAACGGGGAGUCACGGGACCAGCAGCCCGGCGGCCAGCAGAGUGAGGGGGAGGACGAGGAAGAAAUCGCCGUGACUGAUUCCAGUUCAGAAGAGUAGCAGCCCAACAUUGUUAUUGACAAGUCAACCCUCCAGAUCCCAAAUCCAAAGACUAGUCAAGACUGUCGGAGUCUAACUUUCUUUGCUUUUGUCGUAGAAACUAGUAGGUUUAGUAAGGGUUUAGGUUUACUGUGAUGCAACUUUUGAAUUUGGGGGUUAACGGGGAUUGGAGAAUUCACGCGUUUGGCACCGAAUAGAUUAUGUGGUUUCCAUGAUAACCUUGUGAUCGAAAGAUUAGGCAAUUGUUUGUUUCGAUGUCAAUGGGGUUUUGCGUAAAACAAGGAGUUUCUUAUUGAGAAUUUCACCUGGUAGGACGAUUUGGAAUUUACGUGCAGUGAA
Panicum virgatum (switchgrass) is the source of this 1420-nucleotide messenger RNA. RefSeq names its product transcription factor PCF2-like. The coding region runs from base 92 to 1081 and encodes 329 amino acids. NCBI's taxonomy places the organism in Eukaryota, Viridiplantae, Streptophyta, Magnoliopsida, Poales, Poaceae. Gene Ontology annotation, molecular function: sequence-specific DNA binding; DNA-binding transcription factor activity. The record is from RefSeq and is a predicted model, not a curated record. Gene Ontology annotation, cellular component: nucleus. The transcript has a single exon.